Leishmania braziliensis MHOM/BR/75/M2904 is the source of this 3294-nucleotide messenger RNA. RefSeq names its product phospholipid-transporting ATPase 1-like protein. The record is from RefSeq and is a predicted model, not a curated record. Gene Ontology annotation, biological process: phospholipid translocation. The transcript has a single exon. Gene Ontology annotation, molecular function: ATP binding; ATP hydrolysis activity; magnesium ion binding. Gene Ontology annotation, cellular component: plasma membrane. The coding region runs from base 1 to 3294 and encodes 1097 amino acids. NCBI's taxonomy places the organism in Eukaryota, Euglenozoa, Kinetoplastea, Trypanosomatida, Trypanosomatidae.
AUGUCCGGCCAAGGGCCGUGGUGGCGCAAGUGCCUGCCCGCCAGCAUUUUCUCAAAGAAGGUCUGCAGUUGGGCUUGCUGCGGUGUUAUGGAGGCCGAUGUGGACGAGGAUGCGGAGGUGAUUGUGUACAUGAAUAACCCCGAGUUGAACGCACAGUUUAACUAUCCCUCGAACUUCAUUUGCACGUCGAAGUACACGCUGAUUUCUUUUCUCCCGCUCUGCCUCCUUUUCCAGUUUAAGAAGGUGAGCAACGUGUACUUCCUCAUCCACAUGAUAAUCAGUUUCAUACCAGGCCUAUCCCCAUGGAGUCCGGUGACGUCAGUUGUGCCGCUGCUCGUCGUGCUCACCGUGGCACUCAUCAAAGAGGGUGUGGAGGACGCCAAGCGACAUAUGGCGGAUAAGCGCGCCAACUCGAUUGCAGCGCUGGUAGUGCGCAACGGCGAACUCGUCUCGGUGAAGAGCAAAGACAUCCACCCCGGUGAUGUCAUGUACAUCGCCAACGGCGAGGAGGUGCGUGCCGAUGUCGUCAUGUUCGCCACCUCCGUCGAGGAGGGACAGGCGUUCAUUGACACAUGCAGCCUGGACGGCGAGACGAGCCUAAAGUCGCGCAAGGCAGUGGAGGCAACCUGGCCGCUCUGCAAAGUCGAGACGAUCAUGAAUAGCACUGCCGUGUUGCACACGAGCCUGCCAGACCCAGGUCUGCUGUCAUGGACGGGACUGCUGGAGCUCAAUGGCGAGGAGCACGCGCUGUCGCUGAACCAGUUCCUGUACCGUGGCUGCGUGCUACGCAACACCGAUUGGGUCUGGGGCAUGGUCGUCUAUGCGGGCAUCGACACGAAGCUGUUCCGAAACUUGAAGGAGAAGCCUCUCAAGUCGUCAAACCUCGACCGAAAGCUUAACUACUUGAUCGUUGCCAUCCUCAUCUUCCAGCAAGUCAUGCUCUUCAUCAUCGCCUCCAUGGCGGUGUGGUGGAACAACAGGCACCGGGACCAUCCGUACCUCUUCUUCUUCAUCGAGAUGCACAAGGGUGGGCGUCUGUGGGGGUACCGGUACUUGACCUACUUCAUUUUGCUGAACUACUGCGUGCCCAUUUCUCUGUUCAUCACGAUUGAGAUGUGCAAGGUGAUCCAGGCGCAGUGGAUGCGGGUGGACUGCCACAUGAUGGAGUACAUGAACAACCGCUGGCGGCACUGCCUGCCUAACACAUCGAACCUCAACGAGCAGCUGGCGAUGGUGCGCUUCAUCUUCACCGACAAGACGGGGACGCUGACGGAGAAUGUCAUGAAGUUCAAGCGAGGCGAGGCUCUUGGCAUUCCGAUCGAAAGUGACAGACUGGACGAGACCAUCGCGCGACUGCGCAAGGAGGAAGAGUCGAAGGGGCUCGGGCAGCUGCAAGAGUACUUUCUAGCGCUGGCUUUGUGCAACACGGUUCAGCCCUUCGAGGACGACACAGCCGACUUCGGCAUCGUCUAUGAAGGCACCUCCCCGGACGAAGUCGCACUGGUCCAGACCGCUGCUGCUGCCGGGUAUCGCCUCACCUACCGCACGACGAAGACGAUCACGAUUCUCCUGCGCAACAACACGCAAAAGGUGUACAACAUCCUCGCCACACUAGAAUUCACUCCAGAGCGGAAGAUCAUGAGCAUCGUCGUCGAGGAUAGCGACACGAAGAAGAUUACGUUGUACAGUAAGGGUGCCGACAGCUUCAUCAGGUCACAACUGAGCCGCGGCCCAGAUGUACAGGAGUACAUGGACAACAUCGACAACACUCUGACGGAAAUGUCGUUAAUGGGGUUGCGCACGCUGCUUGUGUGCGCCAGGGACAUCACACGACAGCAACUCGACCCGUGGCUCGUGAAUUUCACCGAGGCCGGCAAGAGCCUGCACAACCGCAGCUCUACGGUGGACAAAGUCUGCUUGGAGAUGGAGAAAGAGAUGCGGCUCGUCGGCGCCACCGCCAUCGAGGACAAGCUGCAGGAUGAGGUGCCUGAGACGCUGUCCUUCUUUUUGAGCGCCGGUGUGAUCAUUUGGAUGCUCACGGGCGACAAGCGCGAGACCGCUGUGACGAUCGCCGCAACGUCGACCCUCUGCGACCCGCGCAGCGACUUCAUCGACCACAUCGACAUUGGCCAUACGAGCCCGUCGGACCCCAAGGCAAUCGAGCGCGUCGGGCGCGACCUUGACGUUGUGGAGCAGCACCUGGCGCUUAAGGGAACCCAUCAGGAGCGGCGCUGCACCCUCGUUAUCGAUGGCCCUGCGCUGAGCAUUGCGAUGGAGCACUACUUUGAACAGUUCCUGCGCGUCUCCCAGCAAGUGAACUCCGCUAUUUGCUGCCGCCUGACGCCGAUCCAGAAGGCAAACGUGGUUAGCAUGUUCCAGAGGUCGACUGGCAUGACGACGCUGGCCAUCGGUGACGGCGCUAAUGACGUGUCGAUGAUUCAGGAGGGGCGUGUCGGGGUGGGCAUCAUUGGGCUGGAAGGUUCACAGGCCGCCCUCGCUGCUGACUACGCGAUUCCGCGCUUCAAGCACCUGCGCCGCCUCUGCGCGGUGCACGGCCGCUACUCGCUUUUCCGAAACGCCAGCUGCAUUCUGGUCAGCUUCUACAAGAACAUCACCGUGUCGGUGGCGCAGUUCGUCUUCGCCUUCUACACUGGCUUCUCGGGACUAACACUCUUCGACGGGUGGGUGCUCACAUUCUACAACGUCUUCCUGACGAGUAUCCCGCCCUUCUUUAUGGGCAUAUUCGAGAAGGACCUCCCCGAGGAUCUCCUGCUGGAGCGUCCGAAGUUGUACACGCCGCUGUCGCGUGGCGAGUACUUUAACCUGGUGACGCUUCUGCGGUGGCUGACCGAGUCACUCACGACAGCGGUGAUUCUCUUCUAUGUGGCCUACCCGACGCUGGUCCGCCAAGACGGUGCCCAUCAACGCUACACCGGGAACGAGGUAGGCACGAUUAUGUUCAGCGGCUUAAUCCUCGUCAUCCUCGUGCGCUUCGCUCUACAGAUUCACUACUGGCAGUGGAUGCAGGCUCUCGGCAUAGGGUUGUCAGCGGUUCUAUUCAUGCUCUUAAUUAUUAUCUACUCCCUCAUUCCCUCUGCCGGUGGUAGCACGAGCUUCUAUUUCGUAGCCUUCGACCUGAUGUCGACUGCCAAGUACUGGCUCUACUUGCUCUUCUACAUAUCCGCCCAGCUGGUAGUGACACUCGGCGUCAUGGCGUUUCACAAACUCUUCUUUCCCACCCUUCAAGAUGUCGCGGAUCAGCAGUAUGCUGUGCAACACGGCGGCAUGCGGUGA